GUGAGCAGAGAGGAGGGACAGAGGAAUCACAACAGAGCUACUACAGCUUCUGACAGCUCUGCUUUGUGCCGCUGAAACACGCUGUUUUUCUGUUGUUAUCAACAACUGACAUGUCACGAAAACCCAAAGAGGAAUAUUAUCGUUUCUUUACCGUUACCGACCCACGCACUCACGAGAAGGGAUACACGGAGUACAAAGUGACAGCAAGGUUUGUGUCCAAGCGUCACCCAGAAGAUGUGAAGGAGGUGGUCGUGUGGAGGAGGUUCUCAGAGCUGAAGAAGCUCCACGGAGAGCUGGCCUACACACACAGGAACCUGUUCAGAAGACAGGAGGAGUUCCCACCUUUUCCCCGUGCACAGGUUUUUGGAAGGUUCGAUGAGGCUGUGAUUGAGGAGAGGAGGAAGGCAGCAGAAGCCAUGCUUUUGUUUUCCACCACCAUACCUGCACUCUACAACAGUCCACAACUCAAGGACUUCUUCAGAGGUGGGGAAGUCACAAGACCUCUAGAUCCAACUCCUCUGGCCUCUGCCGGAGCCCUGCCUCCCCCUCUCAUUCCCCUUCCCAAACGGAGGGCCUCAGACUGUGAGCCUGCAGAAGAGGAGGAGGGGAGGGAGGCUCCCACCUUACCUCAGGACCUGGGCACCAACCUGGGCUUAGAAGAGGGUGAACCUGAGGUGGCAGCUGAGGCUUACAGUGAGAUGGGAGGCUCUCCGAGAGAAGAAGAAAGAGAGGAGCUUAGCGAUACAGAGCUGGAUGACAGAGUGCCGUCUCCUGAUCCAUCCCCAGCCAGAAACCACCAAUUGCGAGAGUCCCAGGAAGAGUUUGAUUUACUCUUUGACUCUGUGGUAGAAGAACAAGUCCCAUCCCCUAAGGAAGAGGGUCCACCUCCACUGUCUGAUAAUGACUUGGCUGUCUUUGAUCCCUGCUAUAAACAAGAUAGAUCCGGUUCCUCCAGUGACCACUCAGAAUUGUUCUCACUGCCACCAACCAGUCAAGAUGGCGCGGACAUGGGUUAUCUGAACCAAGCAGCAACUGAGCUAACAGCUGCCAUGGAGAGGGAGAAGGAAGGAGAAUUUAGUUCUGCCAUUCGUGGAUACAGGACGGCGGUGGACAUAUUGAUCACUGGAGUACAGGGAGAUCCAGAUCCAGUACGCAGGGAGUCUGUUAUGAGAAGGACCGCCCAGUAUCUGAAACACGCUGAGAUGUUGGUCGACAGGCACGCCUCACCCACACACACUAACACAUCUACACACACACAUGCACAGGACCCAUAGAUGCACACAGAUGUAUUUAUAUACAUACUGUUCCUACAAAUGGAGACAGAUCAAAGAUGAAGCUCAGGGUUGUAAUUGAUAUCAUUCAUUUGUACACUUACAUGCACACAUUCAGAUACACACGCAUAGAUACACAAAUGUACAGUCAGAUAUCGCAUAUAGACUCACUUACAUAUGGUGAGAAAGCAUGUUCAUUUGGACCACAACAUUCACAAAUACCAGCUAAGUCAGGUGCAAAACUACAGCACACGCAGACACACUCCUGAGGUACACACUACACUGACUACAGACUGUUUCUUUAGCUGCCUUUGUUUAGUGACAAAUUUGUGAUUUACAAAAUCUAAAUAUCUGGAAACUGAAAGUAGCUGUAAACUUAAUGGAUUAAUGGAUAAAUAAUCAUUUAUUUCCCUCUAUCUCCUUCUCAUCUUUCUCUCUCGCUUGUUUGAUUCUUGUCUUUCUUUUACAAUGUUCUCUUGUUGAAUACUGUAAUGUAUCUGAAUAUUAAGUAAUUUGCAUUUUGCACAAAAUGUUUUGUUAAUAAAUAUGAUUUUAAUUUAA
Molecule: messenger RNA, 1832 nt
Organism: Lates calcarifer (barramundi perch)
Lineage: Eukaryota; Metazoa; Chordata; Actinopteri; Centropomidae
Gene: snx15
Product: sorting nexin 15
Exons: 7
Coding region: 111-1274 (387 amino acids)
Molecular function (GO): phosphatidylinositol binding
Source: RefSeq, a predicted model, not a curated record